This is a messenger RNA of Tachyglossus aculeatus (Australian echidna), 660 nucleotides long. Its product is annotated as GSK-3-binding protein FRAT2-like. The record is from RefSeq and is a predicted model, not a curated record. The transcript has a single exon. NCBI's taxonomy places the organism in Eukaryota, Metazoa, Chordata, Mammalia, Monotremata, Tachyglossidae. The coding region runs from base 1 to 615 and encodes 204 amino acids. Gene Ontology annotation, cellular component: cytoplasm.
AUGCCGUGCCCCGGCCAACAGCAGCCCCCGGAGGAGGACAAUGAGGAGGAGGAGGAGGAGGGUCCCCCCUUGGUCCCUUUGGGGGUCCCUUUGGGGGUCCCUUUGGGGGUCCCCCCGGGCGCCCCCGCCGAGGUGGACGUGCUGGCCGCCCAGCUGGGGCCGGUGCUGCGGCUGUGCGCCCGACGGUCCCGGCAUCAUCUUCCUCCUGCUCCUGCUGCUCGUGGUCCUGCUGCUGCCGCUGGUCCCCCGUUGGCCCCCGGCGUCCGCCCUCGGGCCCGUCCGGGCCCCUACCGGCGGUCCGGCCCCGUGGCGGGGCCCCCGCCGCUGCCCGUCCGGCCCUGGAGCCGUUCUCCCCGGCGGGAGGCCGAGCCCCAGCGGCUGCUGCACCAGCUCCUCCUCUCCGGGACCCUCAUCAAGGAGGCCGUGCGACGCCUGCAGCGGGCCCUCAACGCCACCGCCGCCGCCUCCACCCCCUUAGUGGGCAGCAGCGGGCCCCCCGGCGGGGCCCACCUCUUCCCCCUGCCCCCCCACGCCCCCUCCAAAUGCCCCCUGGAAAACCCCUUUCGGGUCGCCAAAGGGGGUAGGGGACCCCCCACCGUGGGGGGAGGACCAUAAUAAUAAUAACGAUGGCAUUUAUUAAGCACUCACCAUAUGCGAAGC